Molecule: messenger RNA, 660 nt
Organism: Cantharellus anzutake
Lineage: Eukaryota; Fungi; Basidiomycota; Agaricomycetes; Cantharellales; Hydnaceae
Product: Chloroperoxidase
Exons: 3
Coding region: 1-660 (219 amino acids)
Molecular function (GO): peroxidase activity
Source: RefSeq, a predicted model, not a curated record
AUGGGCGGUUCUAGCAUCUACAACGCCUUCUGGGGUAAAGACCCUCACAAUCACGAAUAUCGUGAUCCUGGUCCGGACGACCUUAGGAGUCCUUGUCCUUUCUUGAACGCGCUUGCUAACCACGUACGUGUUUUUACCUUUUAUUCAAUCCGCAACCGAGAUGGUCGUCACAUCACCUGGCUCGGCGCAACUCUCGCCAUUCGAAAAAUCUACAAUUUCAGCUUCUUCAUGGCCGGCUUGUUAUCUUUAUCCGGAUGGUUCACUGGUUUGACUCAAGCUUGGAAUCCAUUCUGGUUCGAUUUGAAACAACUUAGGAUUCACAAAUCGUAUUUGAUCGAACAUGAUGCCAGUUUGAGCCGUGAGGACUGGCCAGGCAACAAUUGGGAACCAAACACUCAGCUCAUCGAUGCUCUUAUAUCUCAAGCUUCCUCCCCUGAGGGACUCUCCCAUGAGGAUUUCGCUCGUCACCGUGUUAAUCAAGAGAAAAAGUUGAACUAUAAGCUUAGUAAACCUAGACAUAUUUUGGCAACGGGAGAGGUUGGGUUGGUCAUCCCUGCGUUGGGGAGGGGGAGCGAUGUUCCCAAGGAGGUUCGUCACCAUUUUCUUUGUUUCCCCCUUUUUUUUUGUUCUUCUGACCUCAUCUUAUAUCCAAUCAUUUAA